Messenger RNA from Artibeus jamaicensis (Jamaican fruit-eating bat), 8497 nucleotides. It is a transcript of the gene ZNF605, whose product is annotated as zinc finger protein 605. The record is from RefSeq and is a predicted model, not a curated record. Lineage: Eukaryota; Metazoa; Chordata; Mammalia; Chiroptera; Phyllostomidae. The transcript has 5 exons. Bases 356 to 2371 code for a protein of 671 amino acids. Gene Ontology annotation, biological process: regulation of cytokine production; regulation of immune system process; negative regulation of transcription by RNA polymerase II.
CGUCGGGUGGUGUCAGCUAGGUGCUGCGGCCCCAAGGGGUAAGAGUGUGUGGGGAGAGGCAGAACCGUGAGGUUGCGGCCUGGGGUGGCCCCCGUGACCCUCGCAGCCCCGCGUCGAGCCCGGCGCGAGCACCUGCCGGCCCUGGAGCCGAUGCCAGUCAGGCCCUCGGGACGGCCGGGCGGCGCUAGAGGUUCCGGUCCAGACCAUGCUCUCAGGAGCAAGAUGACUGCGGCAAGAUAAGGAAGCGGAGGCCGCAGGGCCAGAGGCGCGGUUUACAGCCCUGGACAGAGGCCUUUCUCGGAGCAUCAGGACAGAGGCAAGGCUCGGAACGCAGAAUUCCCCAAAGCAGCAGAAAAUGAUCACGCCACAGAUCUCUUUUGAGGACGUGGCUGUGGACUUCACGUUGGAGGAGUGGCGACUACUAAAUCCUACCCAAAGGAACUUGUACCGAGACGUGAUGUUGGAGAACUACAGCAAUCUUGUGUUCCUGGGUCAUCAAACCAUCAAACCUGAUGCCGUUUUCAAGCUGGAGCAAGAGCCCUGGAUAGUAAACGAAGAAAUAGUAAGUCACCACUUCUCAGAAGAACUCUGGAUAGAUCAUAAUCUCAGAAUGUGGCACCAAGAUAAUGGAGACAAGCUUAAAAGCAUGGAGAGAGGCCAUGAAUAUGAUGUUUUGGGUAAAAUAUUUCAUUCAAGUAUUAACUUUGUUCACUUAGGAAUGAGACUCCAUAAAUGUGGCACCAGUGAAAAAAAUGUGAAUCAUCCUCUUGAUUUUCUUCAUAAAAAUAACUGUGGAGGAAGGAAACUUGAGCUCAAUAAAAAACUGUUAUUCUAUAUGAAAACUGACAAAGCCCAUGUUGGAAUAAAAUACACUGAUGGCAAUAAAUGUAGAAAGAACAGCAGCAAAGAGUCAUGGCUCAUGACAAACCAUGUAACACACAGAGGAGUCUAUCUGUGCAUGGAAUGUGGCCGAGUUUUUAACAAGAAGUCACAGCUUGUUGUGCACCAGAGAACUCACACAGGAGAGAAGCCCUAUGGGUGCAACGAGUGUGGGAAGGCCUUCUCCCAGAAGUCUCUGCUCACUAUCCAUCAAAGGACACACUCAGGAGAAAAACCGUAUGGGUGUGGUGAAUGUCCAAAAGCUUUCAGUAGGAAGUCACUGCUCAUUUUACAUCAGAGAACACACACAGGAGAGAAGCCCUACGGCUGCAGUGAGUGUGGGAAAGCCUUCAGCAGGAAGUCACAGCUUAAAAGACACCAGAGAACCCAUACAACAGAGAAGCCCUAUGAAUGCAGUGACUGCGGGAAAGCUUUUUCCCAGAACCUAAAGCUCAUUGCACAUCGGAGGACACACACUGGAGAGAAACCCUACACUUGCAGUGACUGUGGAAAAGCCUUCUUUUGGAAGUCUCAGCUCAUUACUCAUCAGAGGACUCACACAGGGAAGAAACCGUAUGCAUGUGGGGAGUGUAAAAAAGCCUUCAGCAGGAACUCACUCCUCAUUAGACACCAGAGGAUUCACACAGGGGAGAAACCCUAUGAAUGCAGUGAAUGUGGUGAAGCCUUCAUCAGAAAACCACAACUUAUCAGGCAUCAGGUAACUCACACAGGAGAGAAGAACUACCAGUGCAGUGACUGUGAGGAAGCCUUCUUUAAGAAGUCAGAGCUAAUUCGACAUCAGAAGCUUCACUUAGGAGACAAGCCCUAUGGGUGUGUGGAAUGUGGGAAAACCUUCUUCGGUAAGUCACAGCUCCUUACACAUCAGAGAACUCACACUGGAGAGAAACCUUUUGAGUGCAGGGAAUGUGGGAAAGCCUUCACCCAGAAGUCCAGCCUGAUAUCCCAUCAGAGAACUCACACAGGUGAGAAGCCCUAUGAAUGCGGUGAAUGUGGGAGAACAUUCAGUGAGAAAUCAAGUCUCAUUCACCAUCAGAGAACCCAUACUGGAGAAAAACCCUUCGAAUGUAGUGAAUGUAGAAAAGCUUUUGCCUGGAAGCCGCAGCUUCUUAGGCACCAGAGAAUACACACAGGGGAGAAACCCUACGCAUGCAGUGAGUGUGGGAAAGCCUUUGUUCAGAAAGUGCAGCUCAUUAAACACCAGAGAAAUCACACAGGAGAGAAAGCCUAUGGAUGCAGUGAUUGUGCAAAAGCUUUCUUUGAGAAGGCACAGCUGGUCAUACAUCAGAGAAUUCAUACAGGAGAGAGACCCUAUAAAUGUGGUGAGUGUGGGAAGUCUUUCACUAGGAAGUCACACCUUAUGAGGCAUCAGAGACUUCAUACAGGAGAUAAAUACUAUGGGUGCGGUGAAUGUGGGACUACCUUCAACAGGAAGUCACAGCUCGCGCUCCACCAGAGAAAUCAUGUCAGGUAGGAAGCACACGAGUGCAGUGAGUAUGGAAGGCCUGCUAGCAGGCACUUUGCCUCCUGAUAUUUCUGAGGACACAGAGAGGAACCCUGUCAAUGCAGUGACUGUUGAAAAAAGUUUUAUUGGAAAGGCAGGUGUCACUAAACAGAAUCAGAAAGAGGACUUUUUUUUUGUUGACAGUAUAAGAAAGCCUUCUCCCAGAAGACACAAUUUAUUACACAUUAAUAAGUUAUCUAUCAACAUCGUGAUAGUACAGAACCUUUUCGUUAAAAGUGAAAGCUUAUUAAAUAUUUAGAAGACCUAAACAGGAGAAAAACUGUAUAGUCAUAGCAAGUGAAAGAUUUCAUUGAGUGAGGCUAACGCAUACUAGAGAACGUGUGCACAGGGGAAAUACUGAGGAUCAGAGGUUUCAUACAGAGGAGUAGUCCUAAUAAUCUGAGGAAUUCGUAAGCAUGAUCCUAUUGAAAUAAUACUAUAAAGAAGCUGUGUUUGUUGCAAAUAAAUUAUAUAAAAGAUGGUCAUUUUUCAAUGGUAGGUGUGUUUUAAGUAUGAAGACUUCUUUCUGCCAUGGUGGUAGAACAAGGAAUAGAUUAACUCCCUUGCCUCAAGUAGCUAAAAAACUGUACUAUAUAUGAAAUAAUGGUGUUUUUUAAAAAAUAUUUAUUUAUUUAUCUUUAGAGGGGGAGAGAAAUAUCAAUGUAUGGUUGCCUCUUGUGCGUCCCCUGCAGGGAACUGGCCUGCAGGGAACUGGCUUGCAACCCAGGAAUGUGCCCUGACUGGGAAUUGAACCGCAAUCCUCUGGUUUGCAGACCUGCGCUCAAUCCACUGAGCUACACCAGCCAAUAAUGGUUUUUAGACAUGACAAGCACAGGUUUGUGACCUGUGGUAGGAGGAGGACAAAGUGGUGGCAGUUUCUAGGCUGCAGCUCAGGGAAGGUAACAGACACGACAGUGCUGAAUUGAGUAGAGUUGCUGAAUUGGCAUUUGGGGAGGCCACCAUAACUAGAAUUUGCAAGGGAAAGUACUGGAAAAGAGGGAGCUUCUUAGGGAAAGGACUUCAGAAAAUCUACAAGGCAUCCCCUGGAGUCUUUAGACUUAGUACCAAUUUGCAUAUCUGUGAAAAGAAACUUCCUGAAACCAGGUAAAGUAGGACAGAGAGCAGGGGGCUAAACAGUUCCUAGAACUCAGUGCCGGGGCUGGGAACAGUUCUCACCAGCCAGAGUGGAAACAAAUUUAACGAUUGGGGCACCUUGCAGAACCCCCAGCAGCCCGCUGCCUCAGUGGUGACAGUGACUAACCCUAGAUUCAAAGCUACUCUGGGCCCACAACGUCUGGCAUCCGAAAACUUAAUGGCAUGCAAACUAGCAGGAAAAUGGGACUGGUAACAAGUAGAAAUCAAUAGAAAGAGACCUAGAAAAUACUGAAGUGGCUGGAAUUAGUACAGAAGGAUGUUCAUAUAGCUAUUAUAUAGAGAGAAAACAUGAAUCUGAUGGAACUGGAAGUGGAAGGUAUUUUUUAGAGCCCAAAGGGUAUUUCUCAGGAUGAGAACAACAUCUUAAAAUUUAAAAAUAAAUGGUGCAAUUAAUAACAGAUUAAACACAGAAGAACAAAAAAUAAUGAGCUUGAAGAAUAAAAAACAAAAGCUAUCCAAAUGAUGUACCAGAGAAAAAAGACAGAGGGAAGCGAAUGGGGAGUUGGCGACAAUGUGUAACACACAAGUGACUCGAGUCCCAGGAGAGAAGAGAGAAGAUGCACAAGAAAGUAUCUAAAUAAGUAAUGGCUGAAAAAUUCCACAUACAUGAAAAGUGUAUCUUCACAUAUUCAAGAAGCUCAGAAACACAAAACAGAAAAAGAACAUAAAAUCAUGCAGUGACACCACAUCCACUGAAUGGAAACCUGUGUGAACAAUAAUUAAGAACCUGAAGGAAAAAGAAGGCACGAAGGAUGACAGCACACUUCUGGUCGGAAACUAUGCAAGCUGGAAGACAGUGAAGUCCCAUCUGUAAAUUACUGAGAGUGUGAGAAAACCUACAGUAGAGUUCUAUUACCCAUCGAAGAUGAAAGCAAAAAAAGAAUUUUCAGAAAAACAAAGAGAAUUUCUAUCUGGUAGACCUGCCCUCAAGAAACAUUAAAAGGCUUUUGGUCAGCAGAAAAAUAACAGUGGAAAUUUGCAUCUGCAGGAGGAAGGGAGAGUUCUGGAAAUGGUUAUUAAUAUAUGGGUAAAUAUAAAAGAUAUUUUUCUUAUUUUAAAAUCUUAAAAGGUAAUAGCCCUGCCCUUGCUGAUGUGCCUCAAUGGAUUGUCGGUGUGGGAACAAAAAAGGCUGCUGGCUUGAUUCCAGUCAGAGCACGUGCCUGGGUUGCAGGCUGGGUCCCCAGUAGGGGGCACAGGAGAGGCAACUGAUCAAUGUAUCUCCUGUGUGUUGAUGUUCCUCUCCCUCUCUUUCUUCCUCCCUUCCCCUCUAAAAAUAAAUAAAAUCUUUAAAAAUAAAUAAAUAACAGGUAAUAGUCCUGCUUACAGCCACAGCAAUGACGGUGUAUUUUAGGUUGUGAUCUACUUAGAAGUGAUCACAGUGGUAUGUAAGUAGGAACCUUUAAAAACAGCUGAAUAGACUGUAUCGCCUGAGUCAGAAACCUGUUUGCUCAAGGCUCAGCAUGACUUGUUUUUGUAGUAGCUGCACGGAGUUGUUCUGUGUGCUGUGGAUCUGUACCUGUGCUGGCUGUUCUGGGUCUCCUGUCUGUUAGCUUCUCUGCUCUGCGUCCCGAGGGCUGUCCCCCAGGGAACGUGUGGCUAGGGUUGCUGCUUAGGUCAAACAUGGGAGGCACUUGUAUGAAAUGAGCGGAGGGAGGCAGAGGCUGGAAUGUUUACUUGUCCCUCCUGCUGACCCGCAGUUUGGCAGCCUCUCUCCCUGUGUCACUGCAGCUCCCAGUGGGAGCCUCGGCUUUAGUUUGGGACAUCCCUCUCCUUGCUCUUCAGGUCGAAGGGUGAUCACUGCUUCCGGCUGCUUCACCUGGUCAGUUUCCUUCAUUCUGAACACACGCUGUAAAUAGUCCCUUUAUCAAAUGUUCUUCAGCUAAUAUUUUGAGUGCAUGUGUUUAAUGAAGAGCAUCAGUCACUAGUACUUGUGUCUCAUGGGGCACAGAUGGACACCUAUCAAGAUUUUCCUCAUUAAAUAUCAAUAUUUUGUGUUUUAACAACUCAGUAAAAAUUGCAACAAAUAUCAAAGUGGUUUCUGUUACAAAUGGAAAUGCUCAGAAGGUUGCCAUCUACUACAUAUGCAGGUGGUCUGGCAGCUGUUACCCUUCUUCGGUAACAUCACCAAAAUACUUAUAACAUCUCGUGCUACCUCUGGGUUAGCCAAACAACUUACAAGAAAGCAAUUAGCAUGUUAAUUAUGUAUGCAUAAGAAAAAAACGACAACCCAUCACUGAGUGAAGGAAGGAGCAAUAGACUGUACUUCCCAGUACUCAUUUUUUUAAAUUGUGCUGUGCAAUUAAACAUCCUCAUUCCAUAUUCUGCUGUUUUUACUCUGUAUAAUUCAUAGUCUGUAACCACAGACAAGAUUUUCAUUUCUGUAGUCAGUUACUUUAGAGAAUCUCCCAAAGGCUCCACAGCAGUUCCCAUCACAAACUGUCAGAACAUCGCCAUUGCUCAGAUCAAACCCAACUUGCUGUCCUCACCACCUCGUGAAGCCCAGUGAGUGUGGAUGCAGCAGAGGCCUGAUGCCAACAGCACCAUCCCAUCCGUGUCAAACACCUCUUCACUAGCUCACCUGCCUGCUCUCACCAGCUCACAAGCCUCGCUGGAAGGGAGAGAACUGCCAUCCAGCUGCGUGUACAGUAGUGUCUUAAUCUGCGUGUGGAAGGAGCUUUUCAUGCGGGUUUUCCAUUUUGUGUCAGUCCGGGAGGCACCAUUCACAACAUAGCCUGUGUUAAUCCAAUUAGGUACCACUCUGGUCCCGACUUUAUGGAAUCAGCCAGCGAGUGAAACAACAAUUCUGAGGCUUGGGCAUAGUUGGAAUGCAGUGUGGCGACAGCUCCCUGUGACUGUUUCGCUGUCGUGGUGUUGUGCAGGAUAAUAAAGUGGUUCCCACCGUCAGGACCCUUCCCACCUGCUUGAGGGAAAAGCUAUUCUCACUCUCAUUAUCUUAGGAAGUUUCCUUUAUCUCAUGUCUGCCUGCAACUUAGAAGCAGGCAGUGCAGCAGCUCAAAAGAAUGAAAUUUAACUGAAUUACCACUAAAAAUGCCUCCCCCUCCAUUGCUGUUUCCUUCCAUCCCCUCCUGGACCUCAAAUGUAGUCAGUUUGUCCUGAGGCCAAACCUGUGGGUUUGGAGUGCCAACUGAUCCUGCCUUCUCUUCUUUGCACUUUGGGUCAGUCAGUCCUCACUGCAUCCAGGUACUGUUGGCAUCUUGUCACUGAGGCUUGCUUACAGAAUUCUAAGAUUAACUAAACACGGAACACCAAGUUUACUUAAUACCUAAAUCAUUCUAUUUAGGUAUUUAUCAAUAUGUAGAUUGUUAAAGGUAUUCAACAAAGAGAAUAUAGCUAUAAAAGCAGUCACUGCUGAGAUGAUAGGGAGAAAUAUAAGUGAUAUUUGUAACUUGAGUUUCUUACCUGAAGCAUUCCUAUCAUGGAAAAUUAUUUAUUUAAGAGAAAUCAAGCUCAGAGUCACACAAAGACGUGGGAAGCUGAUGGGCACUGGCUAUGACCAUGGGACAGGGGUGCGUUUCCACCCCAGAUGGCGGCGCGGGUUUACCCCAGACUGCGAACACAGGCCGGCUCCAAGGGCAUAAGCAAGUUCCAUACAUGUGUCCUCUUGUGUGUAAUGUUGUCAAGAAGCAGAAUGUGUCAAGUGAUGAUGUCUGAGAUCUGGGGCCAGCUGUGCUUCCCAUACAAGAAUGGGGCCAACAACUAAAUAUAAAGGUCAGGUUGCUGUUCUUUCAAGGAGGCACAGUCUCUGUUAGCUGCUGACAUUAGCUCCCACAGACAGUGCACCUAGGGGUUGGGGGGCUGCGCUGGUCAGACCUAUUGCUGACACUCCCCUCUGUGCCCACAUGUUUACUGAGUAAACUGGUGAGUCAACAUGAUUGAAUGUGAUCAUUAUGAGCAAUAAACUCUGGCUUCCAUCCCAGCUUGGUCUCCCAAACCUAACCUGAAUCCCUGCCAGUUUCCAACACGUAUGAUCAGAUACACCUAAAACAUCCAGUGAAAAGCACCUCCCGAUUCAAUUUUUAUUGGUGGUGUUAACAUGCCACCAAGCCCUUCACUCACUUAGCUGGGGUAUGGUGUCUAGGGCAGAGGGAAAACUGCUUUUUUGCAAACUAAACUUGGGGACUCCCUUAAUUGUCUGAGGCUUAAAAGACGAGAGUACUCACAGCUUAGCUGUGCCAAGAAUAUAAUUUCCAAAAGAGUAAAGAGGCACGCUGUGCCUUCUGAAGACAAGGGUCUGGGUGGGACUGCAGACAUUUACAGUUGGAAACGCCCAUCGCUGUUACCUGACUCAAAACCGAGUCACACAGGUGGGCAGUGUUUUGCCAAAGAUCACAUAGCGGCAGUGGGAUUCCACAUCGCCAGGUCCAGUGCUCCGCCUAUGGGACACACCGUUGUCCUUGGCUUUCGUUCCUGCCUGCCUUCCACCUCACUGGCACACACAGCCAGUUCCCAGCUUUGGUUAAUGCCCGAGUGUGGGUGUUAAACUGCAUGUUUGCCUUGUUGAGAGGGUUUCUGAUGGAGGGAAUGAGAAAUCAUGAACUCUGGCAUUUGUUAAUGCAGUGGCAUCUUUCUGUGUGGGGGGUGGGGGCACUUGUGCUACAUUAAGCUCUGUGCUUAGUGCUUUACUUUUUUUAAAGCUUUUAGCUCAUUACUGACUUUAAGGGACUUUGAUAGACCAAGGUCACUUGGGUACCAAGUAGCAGAGUUGGGUUUAAAUCCCUCUAUCUCCCCAGAAGCAAAGCACUCUUGAUGAUACUACUAUUAAUUAGUCUGUAGUCACCUCUGUUUAAAAUGGCUGUUUUCCGCAGUUCGAUUCCCAGUCAGGGCACAUGCUUGGGUUGCAGGCUGGUUCCCUGAAGGCCAGUUCCCAGCAGGGGACACAUAAAAGGCAACCAUACAUUGAUGUUCCUCUCCCUCUCUCCU